Molecule: messenger RNA, 1917 nt
Organism: Colletotrichum chrysophilum
Lineage: Eukaryota; Fungi; Ascomycota; Sordariomycetes; Glomerellales; Glomerellaceae
Exons: 2
Coding region: 1-1917 (638 amino acids)
Biological process (GO): positive regulation of transcription by RNA polymerase II; aromatic amino acid catabolic process
Cellular component (GO): nucleus
Molecular function (GO): DNA-binding transcription factor activity, RNA polymerase II-specific
Source: RefSeq, a predicted model, not a curated record
AUGGCUGGAGCUUCAUCCGUCAUAGAGGAUCAAACCAGCAGCACGGCACCUUGGCGUGGAAUGAGGAAGGGAAGUCUACGGACGCUGGGAACUGUCGAAUCUCUUAUGAUCUUGACGGAGUGGCACCCCCGCGCGCUCCACUUUCCUCCUGCCGAGGCCAUCGACGAGCUCAUGCUCCCAUCAUAUGAGGGUAGUGAUUUGAUCAGCACCGAUGAGAACGGAAACCAGCGGCCUUCGGCCAAUAUUGGCGGCCGGAGGCUUGACAGCUGGCUCGAACCUGCGUGGAGGAGUGACAGAAUGUGCUGGAUGCUUCUCAGCACCGCGAUGGGUCUCGCAUAUGAGCUCGGAGUGUUUGACGACAUUGAUGAGCUGCUUCGUGACGGCGCAAUCACCCGCCCUGAAUAUGAGGAGGAAACCUAUAGGCAGCGCGCAAACCGCAUUAAGCGGCUGCUGUUGAUCUACUUGACUCAAUUGGCCGGCCGCCUCGGCUGGACGAGCAUGGUUCCAGAGGUCCUCCGCAAGAGCGAUCCCGCCGUGACCCGUCGACGGCCGACAUCGACUGAAGGCACAACACCCGGUACCAACCCGUCCUCCCUGUCCAAUGCCUUCAACUACAUUCCGGACCUGGAGCUUGACGAUCAGAUCAUCCACUGCUGGGCCGGUAUCAGCAAUGCCAUGCACAUCGGCAAUGAAAAGUUCUUCAGGUCAAGGAAGCACACGACCGACAUCAUCCAGAGCGGCAAGUAUACCGAGCUUCUGAAGGAUUUCCAGCCUCUCCUGCAGGAUUGGUGGAAGGAGUUUGAGCGGUACAGGCUGCCGCCGUACAUCAGACACAUCCUAACCAUCGAGUACGAGUAUGUACGCAUCUAUGUCAACUCGCUGUCUUUGCAGGCAGUCGUUGAGCGGUGCACCAAUAAUGCUGGAAAUACUGCGCACGCCGGACACGGCGCGCACGGCAAUCAUAACGCAGGGAGCGCCGCGCAACUAUCGCCUCAGACUCAGAACUACUUUGGAAAGCUGCCUCUGGGCCAAUUGGGUGGCUUUGGUGCGACUGACCAGGAAUACAUCAAAGAAGUCAUCAGCGGUAGUCGCAACCUUCUCAGAACCGUGGUGGAGGGGCUUCUCCCAGGAGAGUACCUCAAGCACGCUCCCGUGCGGACGUACUUCCGCAUCAUCAGCGGCGCCAUGUUCUUGCUCAAGACCUUUGCCCUCGGUGCGCCGCGGUCGGAUGUCAAGAUGAGUAUUGAUUUGAUGGACCAGACCGUCGAAGCUCUCCGGAACUGCGUCGUCGACGAUGUCCAUUUAGGCAUUCGCUUUGCCGACUUGCUCGAGUCUUUAACCCGUCGUCUUCGCAACCGGUUCAUCCAGGCGCCUACUCUAGGUCAUGCAUCCGCGGAUGGAAGAAGCCCGGAUCCCCAUGGCAUCACUGAUGGUACCGGCGCUGCGGAUGGGCAGGUGGCUAACGGUGUCAAUGGCCAGACUUGGUCCAACCACGCAACGAAACUACGGAAUGGACUCAACCCGCACGAAGACCCGAAUGCCAUAUCCGCAACACCCUUCGACCUCACCACAGGCAACUUUCCCUACCCGUCUGGCGCCGCCUCUGUUCUGGGUCCCUCCACACCGGCGCCUCACCCCGAAAACACCAGCAACAACACGAAUACGAACAACACCAACAACACAGCAGGCUCCACGACCGGCAUGGACAACCUCUUCGACUCGACAGACUGGAGCAACCCCAGCAACGAGAUGUGGUACCUGCCCACGGGCCCUGCCUUUUUCCAGAACAUGGACAACACCGCCGUGGCCAUGACGGCCGAGGGCGUCAACGUCGGAGGCCUCGACCUCCUUGAGUACAUGGCCAUGGAUAACUUCAACGUCAUGGACGGCACGAACGGCGCGCCGUCAUACCCCUGA